Homo sapiens (human) is the source of this 2522-nucleotide messenger RNA. RefSeq names its product megakaryocyte and platelet inhibitory receptor G6b (gene MPIG6B). Gene Ontology annotation, cellular component: endoplasmic reticulum; membrane; plasma membrane. The record is from RefSeq and is marked reviewed. Lineage: Eukaryota; Metazoa; Chordata; Mammalia; Primates; Hominidae.
ACAUCCUAACCAUGGCUGUGUUUCUGCAGCUGCUACCGCUGCUGCUCUCGAGGGCCCAAGGGAACCCUGGGGCUUCUCUGGACGGCCGCCCUGGGGACCGGGUGAAUCUCUCCUGCGGAGGAGUCUCUCAUCCCAUCCGCUGGGUCUGGGCACCCAGCUUCCCGGCCUGCAAGGGCCUGUCCAAAGGACGCCGACCGAUCCUGUGGGCCUCUUCGAGCGGGACCCCCACCGUGCCUCCCCUCCAGCCUUUCGUCGGCCGCCUACGCUCCCUGGACUCUGGUAUCCGGCGGCUGGAGCUCCUCUUGAGCGCGGGGGACUCGGGCACUUUUUUCUGCAAGGGCCGCCACGAGGACGAGAGCCGUACAGUGCUUCACGUGCUGGGGGACAGGACCUAUUGCAAGGCCCCCGGGCCUACCCAUGGGUCCGUGUAUCCCCAGCUCCUGAUCCCGCUGCUGGGCGCUGGGUUGGUGCUCGGACUGGGAGCUUUGGGCCUGGUCUGGUGGCUGCACAGGCGCCUGCCCCCGCAACCGAUUGGACCACUCCCUAGAUUUGCUCUGUCCCCCCCACAUAGCUCCACUUGUGAAAACCGAGCCCCAGAGGCCAGUAAAGGAGGAAGAGCCCAAGAUUCCAGGGGACCUGGACCAGGAACCGGUAAGGGCAUGGGGAUGGGAAGGGGAUAGCCAGAAUCUCUGAGGAAAAUGGACCAAAAAAAAAAAAGGCCUGAACCCCAAGGAAGACUGUGGAGACCAUCUUGUCUUCCUCCCCUUCCUCCUCCAGAGCCUGCUCUAUGCGGAUCUGGACCAUCUAGCCCUCAGCAGGCCCCGCCGGCUGUCCACAGCGGACCCUGCUGAUGCCUCCACCAUCUAUGCAGUUGUAGUUUGAAGGGAAGCCCUUACUCCAAACCUCCCAAGCUAGGGGAUCCCAGCUCCCCAUAAUCCCUCUCCCCUCCUUGGUUCCUCACCUGGAAGAGGAAGGCACCAUGGUAUAGAAAUAAGUGCUAGACUGGGAGUUGGGAGACCUGGGUUCCAGGCUGUCUCUGCCACUGGUCUUACUUCUAAACUUACUCCCAUCUCUCCUAUAACCUCCAUGUCUCCCUCACCACCAGUGUCCUCUCUAUACCCAAUCAAGCCCUAGCUCCUUUUUUUUUUUUUUUUGAGACGGAGUCUCGCUCUGUUGCCCAGGCUGGAGUGCAGUGACACCAUCUCCCUCACUGCAAGCUCCGCCUGCCGGGUUCACACCAUUCUCCUGCCUCAGGCUCCUGAGUAGCUGGGACUACAGGCGCCCGCCACCACGCCCAGCUAAUUUUUUGUAUUUUUAGUAGAGACGGGGUUUCACUGUGUUAGCCAGGAUGGUCUUGAUCUGCUAACCUCGUGAUCCACCCGCCCCGGCCUCCCAAAGUGCUAGGAUUACAGGUGUGAGCCACCGCGCCCGGCCUGAUUCUUUAAGCUGUUUUUCUUUGUUGCUGGUGUUUUCUUUUUGGACUCCUCUUCCUUGCUCCAUAUCCCUACAGUAUUUCCCACCAUUCUAGGUUUGUCCCUUUCUCUUCUUCUGGGACACUCUCAUCAACAGUCAGUCCUCAGCCCCCUCCUCUGCAAAUGACACUCAGAACUCUCUCUGGCUCAGAUCUCAGAUUUGGGAUUAACAAACUUCCACUUAGACAUUCUGCCUGACUGACCUCAGGCAUUUCGCACUCUGAAUGUCAAACCCAACUCAUUGUCAUCUCUGAAGCUGCUCACUUAAUUCUCCUCUGUAUUCUCUUUAACAACCCAGUUGCCCAACCCAGAAACUGGGAGUCACGCAGACCUCCUUUCUCUCUUACUCCCACACAAUGAGCCAUGAAGUCCAGUCUUUCUAUCUUAACAUCACUGUCAAACCCACACUGUAUUCCAUGCCCAGCGCUGCCACGUGAAUGUACUCUGCUCACUUCCUUCCUGGAUUACCCAUAGCCCCACCUCAUCCUCCUACCCUUGCUUUCCUCCCUGAAGUCAGAGAGAUCCUACUCAAGAGAUAACUGCUCCUGACAGCCCUUAUUACAGAACUGAAGUACUCUCCUUAGCUUCAGCUCUGUGCCCACGUGCCUUGGCUUUGGAUACAAGGUACUACAGCACUUUGUCCACUCUCCAGGCUUACCUGUGUCAUUCCACAUGCACAUCUUAGAAAAUGCCAGCCUUAGAGAAUUCUCCCUAGCCCCAAAAUGUCUUUGCCCAGUGCAAUUCCUUCUUCCUGUAUUACCCCUUUCCCUCCUUCACACUAUCUGCCUGGCUAAUUCUUAUUUAUCCUUAGUUCAAGUAUGGCCUUUUCUGGGAAGGUGACCCUCCUUGGCCACCCCUUGCAUAUACUUUGAUGCCCUAGGGCACACCCCCUUUAUUUCCCUCAUAGAAACAGCCUUCUGUAAAUUGUUCCAUGACAACCUGUAUUUCAAUUUGUAAGAAAUUUGCAUGUACUGUGAGCUCCCCAACGUCAGGAGACUGACCCUUUUGAUAUCAUUGCUAAGCCUCAUUAAAUGAAUGAAUGAAAAUGAA